GAUGAAUCCCAUGACACAGUUGUACUACAAGAAGGCGACGUAUUCGCCGUACCGCGACCGCAUCCCUCUGCAGAUCGUGCGGGCUGAGGUGGAGCUGUCUACAGAGGAGAGGGCGUACCUCACCGCUGUGGAGAAAGGCGACUAUGCGGGUGUCAAACAUGCCCUCCGUGAGGCGGAGGUCUACUACAACAUGGACGUGAACUGUCUGGACCCGCUGGGCCGCAGCGCGCUCCUCAUCGCCAUCGAGAACGAGAACCUGGAGAUCAUGGAGCUGCUGCUCGACCACGGCAUUCACACGGGCGACGCGCUGCUCUACGCCAUCAGGAAGGAGGUGGUGGGCGCCGUGGAGUUGCUGCUGUCGCACAGGAGGCCCAGCGGCGAGAAACAGGUUCCCUCGCUGAUGAUGGACAGCCAGUUUUCAGAGUUCACCCCAGACAUAACUCCCAUCAUGCUCGCUGCUCACACCAACAACUACGAGAUCAUCAAGCUGCUCGUCCAGCGGAAGGUCACUAUUCCCAGACCACACCAGAUACGAUGUGACUGUGUCGAGUGUGUCUCCAGCUCAGAGGUUGACAGUCUUCGGCAUUCACGGUCUCGACUCAACAUCUACAAGGCUCUGGCCUCACCGUCCCUCAUCGCGUUGUCCAGUGAAGAUCCCAUCCUCACGGCCUUCAGACUGGGCUGGGAGCUCAAGGAGCUCAGCAAGGUGGAGAAUGAGUUUCGUCAGGAGUACGAGGAGCUGUCCCAGCAGUGCAAACGGUUCGCCAAAGACCUACUGGACCAGGCCAGGAGCUCGAGAGAACUCGAGACCAUCCUGAACCACAGAGACAACGACCAGAGCGAGGAGCUAGACCCCAGACAGUGCCACGACCUGGCCAAACUCAAACUGGCCAUCAAAUAUCACCAAAAAGAGUUCGUGGCUCAGCCGAACUGUCAGCAGCUUCUGGCCACGCUGUGGUACGACGGCUUCCCGGGCUGGAGGAGACGACACUGGGUGGUCAAACUGGUCACGUGCUUCAUCAUCGGUCUCCUGUUUCCUGUCUUCUCACUGAUCUACCUGUUGGCGCCGAAGAGCACUCUGGGAAACUUCAUCAAGAAGCCCUUCAUCAAGUUCAUCUGCCACACAGCGUCCUACCUGACCUUCCUCUUCCUCCUGCUGCUCGCCUCGCAGCACAUCGCCCGCACCAACCUCCACAUGCAGGGACCCCCACCAACCAUCGUGGAGUGGAUGAUUCUCCCCUGGGUGCUGG
Paralichthys olivaceus (Japanese flounder) is the source of this 1250-nucleotide messenger RNA. The record is from RefSeq and is a predicted model, not a curated record. Lineage: Eukaryota; Metazoa; Chordata; Actinopteri; Pleuronectiformes; Paralichthyidae.